Molecule: messenger RNA, 1971 nt
Organism: Caenorhabditis angaria
Lineage: Eukaryota; Metazoa; Nematoda; Chromadorea; Rhabditida; Rhabditidae
Source: the annotation of a GenBank genome assembly
AUGGUCCAGUUAUCGCAGAUUCUAAUAUUAGGAUCAUUCGUUGUAUUAGUUUCAUCGAGGUUUUUUGAUGUUUGUCCAGGUAGAAGACAAUCCAUUGGAGGUAAAUCAUUAACUAAAACAUUACUUCCAAAAAUAUAUACUUUUUCAGCAUGCCUUGUUGGAUUAUGCCCAGCAGGAUCAGAAUGUAUAAAUUCGUAUUGUUGUAAGUGCUCCCCUCCCCAAAUCCUUGGUUUUUUCUCGCUUUACAAAUUUUUAUAAAGGCCCUCUAGGUAAGCAUAAGAAAUCGUCGACUGCAACGACAAUCGAAGUUGAUACUGAUGAAAAUGAAUAUGGAGUUUGUUCAUCUGGUGGAAGAUCAAUUGGUGAAUGUAUAUCGAGUUCUUGUCCGAUGGGUUAUACUUGUGAGAAUAAUACUUGUUGUGGUGAGUUGCAAUAAUAUUGAAACAAAAAUUAUGAUGAAAACCACAUUUAGAGACUUUACCAAAAAGAAGGAAACUUUUUUUGAAAUGUGAGUUGCAUGAUUUGACUUCUAUGCGUUUUUGAACCAUCUAGAUGUUUCCGAAGUUGCUUAGAUUUCUAACAAAGUUUGUUGUUUUUUAAACAUUGGAGUUUUUAUCCCCCUGACAUCAAUCUUCUAGGAAAGUUUUAUCUUGAAUUGAAUUGGAUCUUUGAAAUAUUUAAAUUUCCAAAUGAUUUUUAUAUCGAUUUGUUCAUUCAACUAACUGAAUUUUGAGUAUAAAUGGUAGUUUUGGAUUACGGUAUCCCUUUUUUUUAGUUAUGUGGAAAAUCAUCACCGCGUUUUAGGCUAGGAAACUGCCAACGAAGUUUCAGAUAUUUUGAAUUUAAUUCCGAAAAAAUAAUUAUAAUGUCCAGUGAAUUUCGUCAGUUCAAAUUGAAAACUGAAACAUUGUCCACCAUUUCUCGAACGACCAAAAAAAUACCGAAAAUACAUUUAUAUACGUGCACGAUUUCGAUCUUUUCUUGAAUAGUUUAUCUGUUUGGUUGAAUGUUUUGGCAUGCGGCAUCGUUUUUAGAAAUAAUUCAUAUAAAAAAUCCAAAAUCUACAGCGAAAACAAAACAAGAAGAACUUCCCAUGAUGAAAUCAUCCCCAAUAUCUUUAAUAACAGUUGCUCCACAAGUAGAAAGCAGUGAUGAAAAUACAUCAAUCGAACAAUUAUCAUCAUCAACUGUAGCUGCAUCAACAGUUUCAACAACCGAACCAACAACAGAAGAUCCAGAAGAUUUGAGAAAAGAAAUUAUUGAUGAGGAAGAUUCUGAAUUAGAAGAGGAAAAAGAAGAAGAAGAAUCGACAACUACAACAACUACAACCACAACGACGGAAAAACCAACAACCACCACAAGAAAACCAAAAAGAGUCAAAAAUAAGAAAACUAAACCGACAACUACUACCACCACUACAACCACUACAGAAGAACCAACGACAAGAGAAGAGAUUAUAGAAGUAACAGAAAUACCACCGCCAAACGAAGAAAAUGAAACAUUUGUUUGUCCAGUUGGGGCUCCAAUUGGUGAAUGUAUCGCUGAUAAAUGUCCAGAAGGACAUGGAUGUGUUGAAGGGCAAUGUUGUGAGUCACGCUUUCCGGAACUCUUAUUUUUUGUGUUAAAUGUAAGUAUAUUCUUCAUUUUUAUAGGUAUUCUUACACCGCAAAUCAACUGCACUGACCAUUUAACUGGAUGUUUGUCACAUCUUUGCGACAAAUUGGGAUAUAAACAAUUUAUGACGACAAACUGUGCAAGAACUUGUGCUAGAUGUCAUUUGGUUAAUAUUGUAAGUUAUGUUAACUUAUUUUUUCCAAUAACUUAUUAGUUCAGACAGCCACUGAAAUCCGAGAUUGUCGAGAUCGCCGAUCAGAUUGUGAAGAAUGGGCUGCUGAAGGAUUUUGUGAAAGUUCCCUCUAUACAACACGACAGAAAUUGAAGUUCUGUGGAAAGUCUUGUAAACUAUGCUGA